UCUCCUGCCCAAUUUCUUCUGUGGCAGGGUGUGAACAUACUAAGCUAGUGCAAGCUUUCCCUUCCAACUUUCUCUUCUCUCCUUUCAACCAAGGAGAUUGUGAAACCAUGACUCAUCACAACACUCCUAUGAUUUUUGCCGUUGGGAUUCUAGGUAACAUUGCCUCCUUCUUUUGCUUUCUAGCACCUGUGCCGAUAUUCUAUCGAGUUUGUAAGAAGAAAACAACUGAAGGGUUCCAAUCGGUUCCAUAUGUGGCUGCACUCUUCAGCGCAAUGCUUUGGAUCUUCUACGCUUACAUAAAGACGGGUGAAAUGCUCAUCAUCACCAUCAAUUCAUUCGGUUGCAUGAUAGAAACAAUUUACUUGGCCAUCUAUCUCACUUACUGCCCCAAGAAAGCAAGGAGCUUCACAUUGAAGAUGAUUUUCUUGUGCAACUUGUUGGGGAUUUGUUUGGUUGUUGUUCUAACCCACGUUCUAGCAAAAGAACGAACAGCCCGUGUGGAGCUUCUUGGAUGGAUUUGUGUUGUUCUUUCUACUGCUGUUUUUGCAGCACCUCUAAGCAUCAUUAAAGUGGUUAUUCGCACAAAGAGUGUGGAGUUCAUGCCUUUCACUCUUUCACUCCUCCUCACCAUAAGUGCAGUCAUGUGGCUGUCGUACGGUAUUCUCCUCAAAGAUAUCUUUGUUACACUUCCGAACAUAGUGGGAAUCACGUUUGGAUCGAUUCAGAUGGUGCUGUAUGGAAUAUACAGAAAAAACACACCUGUAAAAGAUCAAAAGCUGCCAGAACACAAAGGAAACAUCAUCAAUGGUGAAAACAUGACCAAUACAACUUUGAGUGAUGAAAAUCAAAAGGAAUUUGUUGAGAUAGAGAUUGGAGAGAAGAAGGAGAAGGAAGAGAAGCCUGUUCAUGGAACUGAAGAGAAGAAACAAGACCAAACCGAGAACAACAUCGGCAACAAAACAAGGGAAGGCAAUAAUCAACUACAACAAAAUUAAAGGAGGGUUGAGAAGUUCUAUGAAGGGAUACUUGUGCACGUGUUUUGUUCCACUAUCUUUCUAUCUCUUCUGUCUAUCUAUGCCACCACGUGUUGAUCAAAUUAAUGUAAAAUCAUGAAGCCUAUGUAUGGCAACAGAGAUGAAAUAAUAUAGAUACUCACAUAUAUGUAUAUGCGUCUCUUUGCAUAUAGUUAAUUUCUAUUUUGGUA
Messenger RNA from Lotus japonicus, 1204 nucleotides. Its product is annotated as bidirectional sugar transporter N3-like. Gene Ontology annotation, biological process: carbohydrate transport. NCBI's taxonomy places the organism in Eukaryota, Viridiplantae, Streptophyta, Magnoliopsida, Fabales, Fabaceae. The transcript is spliced from 6 exons. Bases 108 to 995 code for a protein of 295 amino acids. The record is from RefSeq and is a predicted model, not a curated record. Gene Ontology annotation, molecular function: sugar transmembrane transporter activity. Gene Ontology annotation, cellular component: membrane.